Molecule: messenger RNA, 720 nt
Organism: Rotaria sp. Silwood2
Lineage: Eukaryota; Metazoa; Rotifera; Eurotatoria; Philodinida; Philodinidae
Source: the annotation of a GenBank genome assembly
AUGGAUACUGCGUGCAGCAUUCCAAUAUGUCUUCGUAAAGAUGAUGAACAGAAUGCUAAUGUUGUUUAUAGUGAUAACAGUGCAUCAAACAUCUUCACUGGUCGUGAACCUAUGUUUCCACCAUACGUUAGUAUAUUUUCUCAGGAGGAAGAUGAAACAAAACAAAGACAUCAGAUACACAAUACGUUCGAAGUAAGUGAAUACAGUAAUCAUGAUCUUUGGAGUCACGUUAAGUCGAUAAUACGCAAUUAUAAUGAAUGUUGUCUUUGGGAUAACCCAAACGUCACUAUCUGUGGUGGAACCUCACGUCAGAAAAUGGCUGAAGCACUUGCUUCUGGUCAAGGUGACCAAUUACUACAAAUAUCGCAGCUUGAUCCACAGGUUAGCAAUACUGAAGUUCUUAAUCAAGCAACAGACAAUGAGGUGAUCAAAAAUCUUAAAAAGAUCUAUGACUUAUAUGUCGAACAAAAGAUGCCUUAUAUCGAACAUGUUCGACUUCUGUCAUUGUUGCCUCGCUCAUGGAGCUACGAAAAAACUAUGGAACUCUUCGGCUGCUCACGACAUGCAAUUAAAAUAGCUCACCGAAUGUACGAUGAACAACAGUAUAUACUGACACGAAACAGUGAACCAUCUAUCAGACAGCGAGCUGAUCCUGAAAAGAUAAAGCAUUUUGUGAAUUGGCUUGUCGAAAGUAAUACUCUUGUUUCAGGUAAUUUCUAA